AUGUAAAUUAUCUUUAAAUAAUAAAAAAUUAAGAAUAGCUUUUUUACAUCCAUAUUGGUAUUAUAAAAACAGAUAUAUUUUCUUUUUUUUUUAAUAAAAUAAAAAAGUAAUGCAGCAGGUGGUGGUGAAAAAGUACUUUAUUGUAUAAUAAAGUCUAUAUUUAAUUUAAAUUUAUCUAAAGAUUUAUUCGAAAUAGUUAUAUAUUCAUGUGAAUAAGAAUAAGGAAAUAAUAUUCUUUAAAAAGCAAAAGAUAGAUUUAAUUUAGAUUUAUUAUAAUAUUAAGAUUAAAUAAAAUUCAUAAAAGUUCCUUUUAGAUUUCUAUUAGAGCCGUUUAGUUUCGCAACGCUAUUUUUUUAAGUCAUUGGGAUAUUAAUAUACACAUAUAUAUGUCUAUUUAAAUAUCCUCCAGAUAUAUUUUAUGAUACUACUGGGCUUUCUUUUUCUUAUUUUAUAGUAAAAAAAAUGAGUUAUUCAAAAGUAAUAAGUUAUGUACAUUAUCCGUUUAUAAGUUAAGAUAUGAUAAAUGAUGUUUUGAAAAAUAAUUAAAGUUUUAAUAAUAGAGGAAUAUUUGCGAAUUGGAGAAUUUUAAAAAAUUUGAAAAUCAUAUAUUAUAUUAUUUUAGUUAAAUUUUAUAAAAAAAUGGGAUCUUAUGCUGAUUUAAUAUUUACAAAUUCUUCGUGGACAGAUAAUCAUAUAAAAAAAUUAUGGAAAAAUUAAAAAACUAUUAAAUUAUAUCCACCUUGUAAUAUCAAAGAUUUGAUUCUAUUAUAAAAAAAUUAAAAAAAUAUUUAAAUUAUGUCAUUUGCUUAGUUUAGACCAGAAAAAAAUCAUCUUUUAUAAAUUAAUAUUAUAAAUAAAGUUUUUAAAAGAUUUGAUGACUUUUAAAAAAAAAAUAUUAUUUUUAAAAUUGUUGGAUCUACAAGAAAUCAAAAUGAUAUUUAAUUACUUUAAAAUCUUAAAAAUUAAAUUAAAGAUUUUAAUUUGGUUUAAAAUGUUCAUUUUAUUGAAAAUCCAUAAUAUACUUAAGUAAUUUAAUUGCUUUAAGAAAGUACAAUAGGACUCCAUACCAUGAAAGAUGAGCAUUUCGGUAUAUCUGUUGUAGAAAUGAUGGCAGCUGGACUUGUUGUUUUAUCUCAUAAUAGUGCAGGACCUAAAAUGGAUAUUAUUUAAAACAAUAGUUUUGGUUUUUUAUGUGAAAAUGAAGAGGAGUAUAUUGAGAAAUUACUUUAUGUUAUUAACAAUUAAUCAAUAAGAAAUAAUAUUGUUAAAAAUGCUAGAUAAAAAAUAAUGGUUUUUAGUGAUGAAUAAUUUAUUGAAAAAUGCAAGAAUUAUUUUAAAGAUUUUUUAGAAUUAAAAAUCUGA
This is a messenger RNA of Ichthyophthirius multifiliis, 1362 nucleotides long. RefSeq lists its product as hypothetical. The record is from RefSeq and is a predicted model, not a curated record. Gene Ontology annotation, cellular component: endoplasmic reticulum membrane. Lineage: Eukaryota; Ciliophora; Oligohymenophorea; Hymenostomatida. Gene Ontology annotation, molecular function: GDP-Man:Man(3)GlcNAc(2)-PP-Dol alpha-1,2-mannosyltransferase activity. The transcript has 5 exons. Gene Ontology annotation, biological process: protein N-linked glycosylation.